AACCUUUGGCCGAGAGCAGCCAUUGACAGGGAAUCAUCUAUCUGACCCAUUGAGCUCACCUUGUCUACUGCUGCACCUUCGCCGGUGCCGCCUAUCGAACAAUCCCCGCCGAUCUCCCAACGUCAUGCUUCCUCCUGCCUAUCUCGUCUGUUUGCGACGCGCUAUCAGAAAGCACUCGCGUGUUGGGGCCAUGGCAUCUUUUGCGAUCAUCUUCCCAUUGGCGGCUUGCGCUGCUGACAUGGCCUUGGUAGUGAUGCUAUCUACCAAGACCCUUCGCCUGCGCAGCAGUGUAGAGAUGUUGGUGGGUGUAUAGGUAGGGACGACCUCUUCUUGCGUAGACUGCACACUGUUUCUUUGCGCCAAACGGACGCGAAUUCAUACCAUUCCACCAUUCAGCAACGAUGUCUUCCGCAGGUAGCCUUCAGGUGUUGCCCAGCGGGGCUGGCUAUGGCAUUGUCAUCGGCAUUGGUGGCGUCUUCGCCGUGCUAAUGAUCUUCAUCACUUGGCUACAGAACAGAUAUACUCGCUUCUCGACUAAGCAGGCAGAGGAGUUCAACACCGCUUCCCGCUCCAUUCGACCUGGCUUGAUCGCUGCGGGAAUUGUAUCCUCAUGGACAUGGAGUGCUACGCUGCUCACAAGCUCGACCUUCGCAUACUCCUAUGGCGUGUGUGGGCCGAUGUGGUACGGUGCAAUGGGUAGCUUCCAGAUCUUGCUAUUCGCGCUCAUUGCGAUCAAGAUCAAGGCCAAUGCACCAGGCGCUCAUACUUUCCCGGAAAUCGUACUUGCUCGACACGGCAAGAUAGCACACAUCACCUACCUCUUCAAUGGCUUCGCGACUAACAUGCUCGUCGGUGCAUGCUUGGUCCUCGGCGGCUCGCAGGUUGUCGCAGCGCUAUCAGGCAUGAAUGUUUACGCAGCCUGCUUCCUGAUUCCCAUCGUGGUCGCAGCCUACGUGAUCGCUGGUGGGCUUCGCUCGACCUUCAUCGCUGAUUAUGUUCAUACCGUCAUCCUCUUCAUAGCGAUCUUUGUCUUCGGCUUCUCAAUGUACGCCACAUCGGAUUUGGUAGGAUCGCCAAGCAAGCUCUAUGACCUGCUGCUGCAAGCCUCAGAGACGAUGCCAAUAACGACGAACAAGGAUGGGUCUUACCUGUCGUUUUACUCUGUUGAUGGGCUAGUGUUCGCCAUCGAUCUGUUUGCUGCUGGCUUUAGUACCGUCUGGCUGGAUCAGGCGUACUGGCAACGAGCGAUUGCGAGCAAACCGGAGACUAGCGUUCGAGCCUACAUUCUCGGCGGCGUCGCGUGGUACGGCAUUCCAUUCGGCUUCGCAACAGCCAUGGGACUCGGCUGUGCAGCUUUGACGGGCAACCCGCGGUUUCCGACCUACCCCAAUCCAUUGUCCGCCGCGCAGAACGGGGCCGGCCUUUCGUCCCCAGCCACCGCAAUCGCACUACUUGGCAAGGGCGGCGCUGUGUUGAUGCUCAUUCUACUGUUUAUGGCUGUUACAUCAUCAACAUCGGCGGAACUGAUCGCUGUAUCGUCACUACUCACAUUCGACGUCUACAAGACUUACAUCAAGCCCGACUCGACGUCCGAUAGGCUUGUGCAGAUCUCGCACUUCGGCAUCGUGUUGUACGCUUUGUUGCUGGCGGCCUUCUGCAGCAUCCUCAAUGCGGUUGGCCUCAACCUUACGUGGCUAUUGACCAUUCUGGCCAUUAUCGUUGGCGGAGCAUCAAUGCCUGUCGGGCUGAUUUUACUCUGGAAACGCAUGUCCACCGUUGCCGCUGUUGGCGCGCCAUGGAUCGGUCUCGUCUGCGGUCUCGUUGCGUGGUUUGUCACGACUUACAAACGGUCCGGUGCCAUUACCGUAGAGACAACGGGCAACACCAUCAACGCAGUCGCUGGCAAUAUCACGUCAUGGGGUGUUGGCUUCAUCAUGGCAGUCGUGCUGUCGUUCGCCUUCCCAGCCAAAUAUACAAGCACCGAUGCCAGGCACAUCGAGCGGAGCAACAAGAUUCAGGGCAUUGCUUCGUCCACCGCACGCACGCCAGUCCAGCCCGGCUCGAGAGCAGCCGAGCUGGAAGAUGAAAAGGACCAUGAAAAGGAUGACGACGACAAGACUGGGCCUCCCGCCAGCGCUCAACCGGAGGCAGCACCAGAGCCAGAGUCAUUCGUGCCUACGGGGAAUGAGCUUGUUGAUUUCCUCGAAGCGCGCAACAUGGAGCCGAUGGACCCAGUAGCGGUGAAGGAAGGCGAACGUCUCGCCAUCGGAGCGAACUUGGUAUUCUUCUUCGUGGCCAUCAUCCUCGUGCCAUUUACACUUUUUGGCACGAAAUAUAUUUACGGCCGCUCGUUCUUCACGGGUUGGGUGGUGGUGAGCUUCAUCUGGGUUUGGGCGAGCAUGACCAUCUGUGUGAUCUACCCCGUUGUGGAGAGCACGGGUGCACUGAAGGACAUCUCGAAAGGCUUGUGGAGAGACUUCCUCGCUUUGUUUGGCAAACGUAAGGCAAAGGUUGACGAGAGGACGGCGGGCGCGGCUUGAGACUCUAUUGUUUACCGUACCCGGUUAGUGCUGCUUAAAGGAGCUACAGCGCCCUUAAUAUUUCACGACUUCACGACU
This is a messenger RNA of Baudoinia panamericana UAMH 10762, 2618 nucleotides long. RefSeq lists its product as uncharacterized. Gene Ontology annotation, cellular component: plasma membrane. Gene Ontology annotation, molecular function: urea transmembrane transporter activity. Bases 402 to 2540 code for a protein of 712 amino acids. The transcript is spliced from 5 exons. The record is from RefSeq and is a predicted model, not a curated record. NCBI's taxonomy places the organism in Eukaryota, Fungi, Ascomycota, Dothideomycetes, Mycosphaerellales, Teratosphaeriaceae. Gene Ontology annotation, biological process: urea transmembrane transport.